GUAUUUUCCUGUCGCCAUUAUUAUUACGGAAAAAGUCGACACUCAUCAAGCUUUGAUACCGAUAAUUUACAUAUCUUAAUUUACUUCGUUUAAUAACAGUCUACAUAUCAAGGCUGUACUAAUUCAAGCAAGUCAACGGUUUCCGCGUACAUGAAAAUGCUAACUGCUAAAACCCACCUCCAUAAAUAUCAUAGGUUGUUAAGUGACGCCUUCUCGAUUGUGAUUGGUCGUUUUUCCUUGGAACGGUAACAUCGUCACGGCUGUACGGAUACAUACGCAAAGAGGACAUAUGCUGUAGAGGAAUACUCAUUGGUAGGUGACAAUUUAUGAAGAACAAGAGGUCCUGGGCUUCAUUGGAAGAGUUUCAGAUGCUGCAUUUAGACCCAUGUUGAUCUUUUCACUACCCAGUCUGAACAGAGCAGUGGUGCGUGUGAGGAGAAUGGCAGCACAGCUCACCAAAGCAACCAUGUCUACUAACAACCAGCGCUCCAGUCCGUCCUCCGCAGUCAGCGGGGAUUCUCCCACUGCCGCCAUUCUCAUCAUAGGAGAUGAGAUACUCAAGGGUCACACAGUGGACACCAACAGCACCUUCCUAACACAAGCUCUCAGAAAGCUUGGAGUGUCUGUGCAGCGUAUAACGGUCAUACCAGAUAUACAGGAGGUCAUAGCCAACGAGGUGCUGGUUCUCUCCUCUCAGUACACCCACCUUAUAACGUCGGGGGGUGUGGGCCCCACUCAUGAUGACAUAACCUUGGAAAGCAUUGCCGCAGCGUUUAAAGAAGAAGUGUACCCCCAUCCUGAGCUCGCCCAGCUGGUUGAAGAAUUCUUCGGGGUGACGGACAAAGACAGCCCGGCCAUGAAAUUAGCCAUGGUGCCUCGUUCAGCCAAACUUAACUAUGGGACUGACCCUCAGACUGGAAAGCGGCAGCGUUACCCAGUGGUCAGCGUUCGUAAUGUCUUCGUGUUUCCUGGGACCCCGUCUUUCAUGGAGAUGGCCUUCACCGGGCUGGAGCACCUCUUCGCUAGUUCAGGAACCAUAUUUCAUUCCCGCGAGGUGUUUGUAGAUGCAGAAGAAACUGAGAUUGCACCUGUGCUUACCAAACUGCAGGCCAGUUGGGGUCGGAGGGUGGCUCUAGGUUCUUACCCCGACUGGUUGAGCAAUUAUAGCAAAGUGAGACUCGUCUUGGAUUCGGACAGCAAGGAGGAGGUGGACAAGGCCCGAGCGCAGCUGAUUGAUCGGCUGCCCGAAGGAAGUGUGGUGUCCUUAGUUAAAGACCCGGUGUCUAUUGCCCCCGCAGAGGUGUACAAACUUUCCAGCAGCGGCACAGCACUGGGUGAGAAAGUGAAGUGUGCACUGAACACAGUAGAGACGGCACUGGAUCAGUAUUCAACAGAGCAGAUCUGUGUUGGCUUCAAUGGAGGCAAAGACUGCACGGCUCUGCUCCAUCUAUACUACUCUGCUCUAAAACGGCAGUAUCCAGAUGGGAAAGACAAGGUUAAAGCUCUGUAUAUCCGUAACGUCUCCCCAUUCCCAGAAAUGGAGAGAUUCCUCCAAGACACAACAAAAAAAUAUGACUUGGAGUUGAUCUCUGUGGAGGGAAGUAUUCGGCAGGCUCUUAACGAGCUGCAUGACAAGAGGCCGGAGCUGAAAGCCGUCCUGAUGGGAACCAGAAGAAGCGACCCCUAUUCCCACACACUCACACCGAUGUGCCCCACUGACCCUGGCUGGCCGGAAUACAUGAGAGUCAACCCGCUACUGGACUGGACCUAUCAUGACAUCUGGUCCUUCUUGAGGAUGUUACACGUGCCCUACUGUAUCCUGUACGAUAAAGGGUAUACAUCACUUGGCAGUAUGGACAACACCUACCGAAACAAGGCCCUCCAGGUGGUGGAUGAGAGGGGGGUGACGCGAUACAAGCCAGCCUACCUCCUGGAGAAUGAAGAAGAGGAGCGAAACUCCCGUGCCUGAAGUCGUCCUGUUCUUCGCUGUUUUUAUAUUAUUAUUAUUUAGACGUCUGAUCAGAAUUCACAUUAAUCCCAUAAACCCAUUUUGGGUUUUCUGAGUAUUAGAAAAACCCACACAAUGUCUAAAUGUGACUGAAAGUGUUUAUGAUACAGUAAUGCGUUUGUGACAGUACUGAAUAAAGCAUAGUUCAGAUGUG
Molecule: messenger RNA, 2162 nt
Organism: Girardinichthys multiradiatus
Lineage: Eukaryota; Metazoa; Chordata; Actinopteri; Cyprinodontiformes; Goodeidae
Gene: flad1
Product: flavin adenine dinucleotide synthetase 1
Exons: 11
Coding region: 386-1969 (527 amino acids)
Biological process (GO): FAD biosynthetic process
Molecular function (GO): FMN adenylyltransferase activity
Source: RefSeq, a predicted model, not a curated record